AUGGUCACGUGCGUUCUAUAUUUAAAUCAUGACGUCAUACUUGGGACCCAAAACGGCAAAAUUGAAAGCGAACACGACGUCCGGCAGGCCCUUAUCAUCAUGGAAAACACACAGAGCACAAUCCGACCCCGAAAACCUCAUCGUAAAUCUCGUGCAGGAUGUGGAAAUUGUAAGAGGCGGCGAAUAAAAUGUGACGAGAAGAAGCCAGCAUGCUCCAAAUGCAUCCACCAUGCUAUCGAGUGCGACUUCCUUUCCACGACAGCUAUAUCAUCAGCUUCAUCCUCUGCAGCUCCAUCCCCAUCCAGAUUUUCAAAGACACAAUUCCGAUUUAAGCCUUCUAAAUACGAAUCUGGGGGAUUCACACCCAAGGAUGAAACAGGCCAGUCAUCUUCGCGGACAGUCUCCACGGAAGUUCAAUGCGAAAGCCCGAGCGCCCUGCCACAUAGUCAGGAUACCCUCUCAUUUGCCGACCUACGACUCUUCCACCACUUCGUCACAGAGACAUAUCGCACCAUAACGGACGAAGCAACUGACCGCAACCGAAUCUGGCAAACUCACGUUCCACAAUGGGGAUUCUCCUCACCAUCCAUCUUCCACCUCAUAUUGGCGCUAGCAGCCUUGCAUCUGGGCUAUCUUCACCGCGAGGUACGAGACCAGUAUGUGAUGCAGGCAGAUGACCACUUCACGUUUGGCAUUCGAUCUGUGUCGGCUAUUCUAUCGAGCCUUAACUCAGGGAACUGCCAGUCGAUCUACAUGUCGACAGUGCUAGUAUGUUUUGUCUAUUUCGCACACGGUCCAAAGCCCGGUGAAUACCUUGUUUUCAGUGAGACUGGGAAGGCGGAAUGGCUGGUUCUUAUGAGAGGAGUGAGAUCGAUUUUGAUGUCUAGUCGUGACAAAAUCUUUACCGGGGUCUUACAGAUUCAAACCGACCCUGCUAUUCAAGGCGUUAGCCCCUUGUUCCAAGAUGAGCUCGCGGAACAUCAGUCUCAUAUUAAACAACUUCAACGUUUUGUCGAAAAACAAACUGGCGGGAGUUCCAUGUGUCAGAUCUAUAUCGAAACACUUGAAAAAACGCUCCAAAUGUUCGAGGAAGCAUACCAGUGUCGAAGUGCUGGGAAGGAUGGUGUCAGCUUGAUGCCCUCUGUCGUCGGGUGGAUAUACACACGGCCUGAGGAGUUCAUCUGUCUUCUUGAGGAGAAGGAGCCACUUUCAUUGGUUGUUCUUGCUUAUUGGUGUAUUCUUUUAAAGUUCAUGAGAUCCUCAUGGCUUAUGAUCGGCUGGGAUCGGCAUGUCAUCGCAGGAAUUCGGGAGUGUCUAGGAGUUGAAUUCCACCGAUGGAUUGAGUGGCCUGUGGGUGUUAUUUGCGAUUGA
Molecule: messenger RNA, 1371 nt
Organism: Penicillium egyptiacum
Lineage: Eukaryota; Fungi; Ascomycota; Eurotiomycetes; Eurotiales; Aspergillaceae
Source: the annotation of a GenBank genome assembly